Messenger RNA from Drepanopeziza brunnea f. sp. 'multigermtubi' MB_m1, 918 nucleotides. RefSeq lists its product as uncharacterized. NCBI's taxonomy places the organism in Eukaryota, Fungi, Ascomycota, Leotiomycetes, Helotiales, Drepanopezizaceae. The record is from RefSeq and is a predicted model, not a curated record.
AUGCCGCCGAUUACAAGAUCCGGCGGCCCUGCUGGCAAGAGAGUCACCAUCAUCCUACAAACAUCCAGACCUCGUCCCCGAUUCAUGAAGAAGCUUCCCCCAGAGAUUCGCACAAUGAUCUACAAGCUACUCCUUCCAGGCCCUCGUACCAUUGAAGUAGUCUUCGCCGCUCUCUCCCAAGCCUCCGACCAAUCCGCCACCGUGGCCGAGAAUACUGACAUUUCAGUCAAUCUGCUUCAAGACGAUGAUCCCACCGACCUCGAUUUCAAAAAAACAAAAUCCAAGUCCUCAAAGCCACCUCCGUACAAGUUCGUCAACACCAAUACGGAAAACCGCCUCGUCCUCCACCAAAUCAACCAAGAAACCCGCCACUUUGUCCUCGCCCAAGGAUAUAAUGUCAUCUUCAAGACACCAACUUCUCCCGGGACUCUGUUCAAUUUCCAACAAGAUAUUCUCGCCUUCACUUCCGCCCUCGACUCUACCGCCGAGCAACGCUUCCGAUUCAUCGAUAAGAAGAGCUUCCAGUUCGACAUCGCCCGAAUUCAGAAUCUGGCUUACCUCUUUUCCUUUUUUUACAGAGAGCUCCAGCGAGUCCACUUCAACCAACCUCGCGCCCGCGUCUUGAUGACACGCUUUGCCAACCUAAAAAAAGUCAUUAUCCCACUGCCGGUGGCACACCUGCAGAUGUGUGAGUAUUGCCAAUCCCAAGGUCAAGGCGGUCAAGGCUCCGUAAUUCCCUCCAAUUCGAUGGCGGCAGGCGUGAUCCAAACCGCUCAGAACAAUUUUGACGAGCUAAAGCAGAAGUUGAUUGACCGAGGUAUUGUCUGGCAAGCCCCAACUUCUGUCUACAAAACCCACUGCAUGAGACAGCGCUGGAACCUCGAUCUGGGUGACCACGAGCCUGACGAGUCAUCCUGA